Molecule: messenger RNA, 1884 nt
Organism: Hyaloperonospora brassicae
Lineage: Eukaryota; Oomycota; Peronosporomycetes; Peronosporales; Peronosporaceae
Source: the annotation of a GenBank genome assembly
AUGCCCGAGUAUCUCGUCUAUUUCGUGCACCAGCACUUUGACUUCCGCUACCCUGAGCUGGAGGCAUUGCUGACGAUGCAGGCGCUCCCUGGCGUUGCCGAGACCGUGUUGAACGACCCCGUGACGAAACAACUGCCGGCGCCUGAGAGUUCGCCGCUCGUGCGCGUGCAGCUUCCGUCCGAACGCCACGCCAAGUUUCUGUCUGAACGUGGGAUUCUGGUCAAGGGCGUGUACGAAGUUUGGGGCCACACAGCGACUGGGGGAGGCUACGAUGAGCUUGUGGCAUCGGUCGAAGGUUUUCAAGGAUGCAAGAAGCAGGAGAUGUUCAACGACGAACGGCGCUCGUGGCGGAUCAACGCCAGUGUGUUUGGCAAGAAGCUCAGCAUGGACGAGCAGCAGAAGCGGCGCGAACGGUUUCGUGACGUGCUGCCGUUUGCUGGACCGGUGCAAAUGAAGAGCCCGGACGAGACAUUUCUGAUCCUGGAAGAACUGCAUCUGGACCAAGAGCUAACGCCGAGUGUGAAGCCCAAGCAAAUGUUCUUCUUGCGUGAGCUCGCAGGCAGCGAAAAGAAUCGAGGGCGUGGCGGGGCGCGGGAUCUUGUUGAUCAGCAGACGCUGAAGCGUAGGGCGUACAUUGGUCCCACUUCAAUGGAGUCAGAGAUGGCGCUGCUCAUGAGCAACAUGGCCCUCACGCAGCCCGGAGAUCUAGUCAUUGACCCGUUUGUUGGUACUGGCAGCGUGCUGAUCCCGUGCGGUACCCAUGGCGCCACAUGCUUUGGCACCGAUAUCGAUAUUCGGGUUCUCCUUGGCACAGGCGUUGGUGUAACGGGCGCUGGUGCUGUCCUGAUGGACGGAUUCUCUGACGGCAAGGCGCGCGUGAAUGUCAUUACGAACUUUAAACAGUACGGUCUGCCACUUCCCGAGCUUAUACGCGCUGACAAUUCGGACUCUCCUCUUGCAAAGAGGUGCUGUGGGUUCUUCGAUGCCGUCGUGUGUGAUCCCCCGUAUGGAAUUCGCGCAGGAGCUCGAAAGAGUGGUCGAAAACGGCAGGCCAAAGGCGAUACAAACUGUGCCAUCAAGCAAGAAAAUUACAUUGCGCCCACGCAGCCGUACGCUGCAAAAGACGUGAUGAAAGACCUCUUGGAGUUUUCUGCUCAGACGCUGCGUGAAGGAGGGCGGCUGGUGUACCUGUUACCAACGACUUACGAAUACACCGAUGCUGAUCUACCGCGCCAUUCUUGCCUGCAGGUGCUAGCUAAUUCGGAGCAGAAACUGACUAAAAAGUACGCGAGACGCCUUGUCACGAUGAUAAAGCGCACGCCGUCCACAAGUGAGAUAGAUACAGUUGCAUGUGCAGUGACACCACUUAACAGCGACCCGAGUUUUGCAAACUUGCGAGACAAGAUCCGGAAGCGCAAGUCCGAAGACGAAAGUCAUGCUGAAGAGCUACUGUACGAGAAGGAGCACAAACCUUUUUUUCGGAUAAAAGGGAUAGCGGCAAGAACAAUGACUUCCAUGUCGCUGAAGUUCAUCUUGUGCGACCCUGAGGACGUGUCGGCUACGUGCUCACGUCAGGAUGUAAACGAGGAGUGUGACGGCAAAAGCAGCUCGCCCGGAAUGAGUUUUGACAGUACUUUUGUAGCCAGCUCAAGCUCUUUAGCUCCCCGUCAAGCCACAUGUGACCAGAAGAGCAGCGGCUUACCCCAGAAGCUGGACAGGCAGCAACACACGCGUCAACUGCAAAACUUGCGGCAGCGUCGUUACCGUGAGCGGAAAAAGUUGAGCGCAUCAGCAUUGCACUCCAACUCGGAGCAAUUGCAUCACGAAAACACUGCGCUGGAGGCUGCUAUCUUGGAACGGUUCAAGUCGCGGACGUCUGUCUAG